GCUCUCUCAUUUCCCACUCUCCUUUUUUCUUUUUCUGUUGAGCUUUUUUCUCGCGCUCUCUCCUUGUAAUAGCUCAUUAAUUUACUUUAGCAAGCAACGCCAGCAAAGCAAGUGGUACAGCAGUUGCAUGCGUUAAUGUCAUAACGUGCUGCAUUUUUAAUUUUCUCCGUUCCUUAUGCGUGUAUUUUUAAGCAGAAUAAGUAACUACAACAAAAAAAUCAUCGAGAGCAUUAAAAUCUUACAGAGUUAGGCUUAAAUGAGGUAGUUUUCAGAAUUUUUAGUCGCUCGAAUUCCGCCCAAAAAUGAAUUCAAUCAAAACGCCCCAGCUUUUUCAAGAUGACUCUCAGAUGCUUUACACCACAAUGGUUGGAGUAAUGAUGGCCGCCAUCUUUGCUGCUGGUUUCCAUGACGACGUAGACCGUACCCUCACCCGUCUUGCCCCAGAAGGUACGUCAUAUCCGUUUCCGGAAGAAACGCGCCUUCCAGCUGCAAAACUAACGUCCGCAAUCGGAGGAUUUCUUCUUGGAGUAUUCUUCUGGACUCUCCUUAAUAAGUUACGAUGGGAAAUCAUACGACAGUUGCUGAAAUACAGGGAUUGGUUGUAUUUUCCAAGAAGUUUCAAAACAAAGUGUUGGUUCAUGGCUUUGUCAGCAUUUAUACCACGAGAAAAAUUUCUUUACACAUUUCAACACGUUCUACCCCAUUACCCUCUGCCUACACUGGAAAGCACAUGCAGAAAAAUGUUACUGACAGUAGAACCGCUGGUCACCCCCGAUGAAUUCCAGGAAAUAAAAAAAGAAAUGAAGGAAUUUCUAAAGAAUGAAGGUCCCAUGUUACAAGCCAUACUAGAGAAAAGAGAGAAAACAGAAGACAAUUGGGUUGCCGAUCUAUGGGACAAAUAUGCAUAUUUAGUCAAUCGUUCCUCCCUAUUGUAUACCAAUUUCUGCACGGACAGUGCUAUUGAAAAAUCUGACCUUGCUGAAUGUGCUCCAAAAAAGCAGAGUGCUAGGGCUGGCUGUGUUGUAUUCCAUCAUCUCAAAUUUUAUGAAAUGAUUGCUGACAGAAAGCUUCCCCCUUUGCUUGUACAAAACCUGGUCCCCAUUUGUUGCCAUAGAUACAGAUAUCUAUUCGCUUGUACCAGAGUUCCAGGCUUGGCGAUGGACGAAUUAAAAACCUAUGAAAAUUCAAAGCAUAUUAUUGUGAUAAGAAAAGGUAUCAUGUACAAAGUUAAUGUUUAUGGAUCGGAUUCAAAUGGUAACGAGUCCAUUUUAUCACCACGUGAGUUACAAACCGUAUUCCAAGACAUAAUUGACGAGACUGAAGAUAUAACUGAAGUACAAUGGAACCCAGCAGUGUUUACCACACAAAACCGAACACUUUGGGCACAGGAGCGAGAAAAAUUGAUGAGUCAUCCUUCGAAUAAAAUAAAUCUCUAUGAUGUUGAAAGUGCGAUCUUGCAUAUUGCGUUGGACCAAUCAAAACCCAAGAAUCUUACGAACGAGGCAUGGACAAACCUGUGUGGGGGUGAAUUCAACCGAUGGUAUGACAAGUCACUCACAUGUACAGUAUAUGAGAAUGGGUUGGCUGGGGGCAAUGUGGAACACACAACUGCUGAUGCUACUUUAACCAGCCGAGUUCUAGAGUACGUAUGGGCCAACAGCAAAUACGACAGCGAAGGUAAUGCAUUCGAUCAAAAUGCAGUUUCCCACCCAAUCCUGACCGUGCCUACCAAGAUAAAAUGGGACUUGGAAGAAUUCAAACUAGUGAUUCCAAAAUAUCUGACACACCACACACAAAUGUCUCACAACCUGGAUAUGCAUGCCUUGAAACUCAUGCAAGGGAAAGGAGAAAUCAAAAAAUGCCGUGUGAGUCCUGAUAGUUUUAUGCAGCUUGCUCUGCAACUUACAUUCUACAGAAUGCAUAAGAAGGCACCUAAGACGUAUGAAACAGCUAUGACAAGGUUUUUCAAAUACGGUAGAACUGAAACUAUUCGUACAGUAUCCAUGCAUUCUCUAGCAUUCACAAAGGCGAUGGAUGACACCUCUGUCAGCAAAUCUGACUGCUUAAAGCAUUUAAAAGCAGCAAUGUUGCAUCACAAUAAUUAUAAACUGGACGCUAUGAAUGGUAGAGCUUCCGACAGACAUAUGUUCGGACUUUACGUGGCCGCAAAAUUCGCUGGAAUUUCACCAAAGAUUUUCAAUAUAAAGGUUUUUACCGACUAUGAUCAACUGUCCACAUCCCAAUCUCCCUAUUUAUUCGACAAACAUUAUGCUGAUAUUAUUGGACUCUUCCCUUCUGGUGGCGGGUUCGCCCCACAAACUGAAGAUGGUUACGGGGUCUAUUAUCUAUUUCUCGGAGAAAACAGAAUGACAAUACACAUUACAAGCUACCACAGUUGUGCAGAAACAAGUUCACAGAAAUUUGGUCAAAAUUUGCUUCAAGCGAUGGAUGACAUGAAAAUAUUACUCAAAAAAUAACAAAAUUUUUAAAAAGGAACUAAUUUUGGUUUUUUGAAAAUAUAAAAGUUACAAACAAUGUCAAAAGCCACGAUUUUAGAGCCUACUGUUCAAAAGCCGCAGUUUUAAAGGUUUGAAUUAUAAAGCUGUUAAAUUAAUAUUACCAAAAUCAAUAAAAUAGUGAUUAUUAGCAAAGGAAAAAAGCUGUUAUUUGCAAAGAUUAAUUAAUUUCAUUUUAGGAAUUGUUGGCUUUAAAUCUGCGGCUUUUUAAACUUGCGGCUUUCAAUAUGUGGCUUUAAAUUCACACAGAACUAAUAAUUUCAACUGUUAAGAGAUUUUUCCCGCAUUUACAGUUCUAUUCAUGCAAAAUAACACAGUACUUCUUCAUUAUGAAGCAUUUAAUGAGAUUUUACGCGAUGUAGCAGACACAUUACUUUCAUUUUAAGAGCCUUUUUCCAAAAUGCAUUAUGUUGUUUUACAAAAAUUGUUAUUAUAGCAAUACUUCUCAACCCCUAGUUACUAUUUUAUUUAAUUGGGCCACCCAGUACAGUGGUUUAAAAAGCCUUUUGACUCUUAUUUUAAAAAAUAAAGAAAAAUUUGUAUGAUUGAAAAAAUUUUGGUAAAAUAUAGUUUCGGAAAUAUUUUCGUUUUUCGCUUUUUUCCAAAAAUUUCGCUUUUAAUUUAUGCUUAAUAUUUUGGGUCACUAAAAAAGUUGAGAAGCAAAUGCUUGAAAACAUAAACCUAUCACGAGAUUUCAGUUUAGAAAUUAAAUUUUACUAAUUUUUGAUUUUUUCGUAUUUUCCUAAUUCAUUUGCACUUCUAAUACUAAAUUUUGAAAAUAUCAAAAUUUUAAUCUAUUUGAGAUUUAAAAUUUAAUUCAGGCCAAAAAAUAUCAAUUUUUACAAAAAUGUGUUGUGUAAAAAAAUAAUUUCUAAGUGUCUCUAAAUAUUGUACAUACAAUAACUUGCAGUGUAUGCCUUUUGCCCUGUAUGUGUUUUUAUCCUAAUCGUACCAAACAGUGCUGAUAUACCAACAUAUGUGUAACCCAACUACAGUAUAGUACUGUGGGAUAAGAUGGAUACCGUUAUAAUAAUUUCCCAUAUCUCCAUAUGUGUUUUUUUUUAAAAAUACCGCUAUUUUAGCGCCGUAAGGUUACAGUUAUCUAAAUCUUUGAAUAUGCUUUUUUUGCUACCAAAUUGGACGUUAAAAUUGAAUGAAAACGGACUAUUUUACCACAAAGUAUAUACAAAACAUUUUAUUCUGACAUGUCAUUUAUUUUCGAAUUAUUGCAAAAACGAACUACGUGUUUUUCUUUUUUGUGUUUUAAAAUGCAUUGCCUAUUGUUGCAUGUCAAAUAGAAAACAGAACCCUGUCCAAAAGUUAGCCUAUCGUAUAGUUACUUUAUUUAACAAUGCAAAUAUAAAAUUGUCUUUUUGUAACGUGUAUAAAACGCCUUUAAAGUACAUUAAUACGCUUUAGCUAUUCGAUUUAGUCUCAUUUACACUUAAUAAACGUAGCCGCGUGUGUUCGUAUGCUUUA
Messenger RNA from Ciona intestinalis (vase tunicate), 3995 nucleotides. NCBI's taxonomy places the organism in Eukaryota, Metazoa, Chordata, Ascidiacea, Phlebobranchia, Cionidae. The record is from RefSeq and is a predicted model, not a curated record.